CGGCGGAGGCGGAACAGGAACUGCGGAAGAGGAGAGAGAAAAAAGGGCGCUUGUUUCAUCGUCUUUUUCCUGUUUUCCUGUUUUCCUCCAUUCCGACAUUUGUUUUAUUGUUUGGUAGUGGAUAGUGAUUCAUAAGACGAUUUUAAUUAAAAAUGGGAAAGAUCAGCAUUGUUACAGUUCUGAUGAAUUAGGGUUUCUCUUAACUCUUCACAUGUCUACCAUGUUUCCUGAAAAAUGACGAGAUGAUGAUUGCAGAAAAAUGGGGGUGAUUAUUGUUCGGAUAGCAUCGAUGAUAGGAAGAGUAUAGAGAGAGAAAGAGAUGUGGAGCUGCAUGUGAAAUUAGCAAGUUAAAAGGGUUUUGCUUUUCUCUGUCUUUGUAGGAAGUCAUGGAAGCACUUCUAAGAACUCCUCCUCUCCCUUCUCUUCCCAAACUUGAUAUCAACAACUCGAGAAGAUUAACCCUAAGGCUCAACACCAGCAACCGCGGCGAGAUCAGAGCUAUCUCCUCCAUUCAAUUCAACAAACUCUCCACUUCUACCGGUUUCAGACUUCCUAAUCUCCAAGGUGUUUCCUUGAAAUCCAGGACUUCUUUGAUUCGUUGUUCAGCGGCAGCCGAUGCCUCUGCUUUCGUUUCCGAUAACAGUGCGCCCAAGGUUCCCUCCAAAUUCUUAGGCGUGGAAAUUAGCACACUGAAAAAGGUGAUCCCCUUGGGGAUUAUGUUCUUCUGCAUUCUCUUCAAUUACACCAUCCUUCGAGACACGAAGGAUGUGCUCGUCGUUACAGCUAAGGGAAGCAGUGCCGAGAUUAUCCCGUUCUUGAAGACUUGGGUGAAUUUGCCUAUUGCUAUUGGUUUCAUGAUUGUUUACAACAAGCUGUCCAACGUUCUGUCAAAGGAAUCGCUUUUCUACGCUUGCAUGUUUCCCUUCAUUGCGUUCUUUGGGGCCUUCGCAUUUCUUCUGUAUCCGAACAUUAAUUUAAUCCAUCCGACCGGAUUGGCUGACCGGCUUUUGGAGAUUCUUGGAUCCAACUUCCUUGGCCCUAUUGCCAUCCUGCGGAUAUGGACUUUUUGCAUCUUCUAUGUCAUGUCUGAGCUUUGGGGAAGUGUCGUCGUUUCGUUGCUCUUCUGGGGUUAUGCUAAUCAGAUCACUUCUGUGGAUGAAGCAUCUCAAUUCUAUCCAUUUUUCGGGCUUGGAGCAAAUGUUGCUCUUGUUUUUUCAGGCCGAACAGUGAAAUAUUUCUCCAACCUUCGGAAGAAUUUAGGACCUGGAGUCGAUGGAUGGGCUGUAUCUCUCAAAGGGAUGAUGAGUAUUGUUGUGGCAUCGGGGCUUCUUAUAUGUGCAACCUACUGGGCAAUGAACAGGUAUAUCAAGACAGAAACAGGGCGGAAGAAGAAGAAGGAAAAAUCAAGAAUGGGGACAGUGGAGAGUAUGAAAUUCUUGUUAUCUUCAAGGUACAUAAGAGAUCUUGCAACGUUGGUGGUUGCAUAUGGGAUAAGUAUCAAUCUUGUUGAAGUCACCUGGAAAUCUAAGAUAAAAGCUCAGUUUCCUAGCCCAAAUGAGUACUCCUCUUUCAUGGGUGAUUUCUCAACAUGCACUGGAGUUGCUACAUUCACAAUGAUGCUUCUAAGUCGAUUCAUCUUCCGCAAAUUUGGAUGGGGUGUAGCGGCUGCAAUUACACCAGCAGUUUUACUUGUGACUGGAGUUGGGUUUUUCUCUCUGAUUUUAUUCAGUGAUCAGUUGGCUCCACUGUUUGUGAAACUUGGUUUGACUCCACUUCUUGCAGCAGUGUAUGUUGGAGCUGUACAAAACAUCUUUAGCAAGAGUGCUAAGUACAGCUUAUUUGAUCCUUGUAAAGAGAUGGCCUACAUUCCUUUGGAUGAAGAGACAAAGGUCAAAGGAAAAGCAGCAAUUGACGUGGUUUGCAAUCCCUUAGGGAAAUCAGGGGGAGCAUUGAUUCAACAGUUCCUUAUUUUAACCUUUGGCUCCCUUUCGAAUUCAACACCUUAUCUAGGAGGGAUAUUGCUUAUUAUUGUAUUAGCUUGGUUGGCUGCUGCUAGAUCUUUGGACCGUCAAUUCACCCCAAUGGCAAAGAAGGAUCUUAGAGACAAACUCAUUGAGGGUAAGAUUUCUGCCAUAAACUCAAGGGUUUCUGGAAAGCUUCAACCAAAGCAGGGCAUCAGAUAUCGUUUUGUUAGCACCUUGAAUACAAUGGGAUUCAUUGAGGGUAAAUAUGUUCCCUUGGUUGAAGACAUCUCUUCUAGUGGAGGGCUUCAUCAUCUCACAGUGAGAAAGCUUGACAGAGAAAAUCAAGCUGAGGAACUAGUUGGAGCAGCUGUAAAGCCAGCACCUGUUAGUGGAGAGGAGGGUGAUAAUCCUGAAGGAAAUGGCCAUGUGCCACCAAAUGAGAAUGGAACUUCCAAAAAAGCUCUAUGAGCUACUUAUUUUAGGGCAAGUUGGUUUUGCAUUACAGAUAAAAAAAGUUGGUUUUGUAUUCAACAAACGCACAGAAAUUAUCAGGGGAAGAACCAUAACACUCAUUGGUUACUGAAGAAAUGUUUGCCUGAUGAUCAGUAAGAACUGAAUAGAAGUGAUGAUCACGUAACAUUGGUGAUCACUGUGAUUAUGUUGAUGCUGAAGAAGGCAAUGAUGAUGAUGAAAAUGGAAAAUCACAGCACCUGUAGUCCAGACAGAAAAUAAAUGCCGCAUAUGCUGAGGUAUUAAUGAAAUAUCUUAUGUAUGUUGGCACUCUGUUGCUAGCAGAAAUUGGUUUGUUUCUGCUAGCUGUUUGUAGCUAUGCCCAUGUAGUUGUCCCACUUUUUUGGCAUUUCAUUAUCUUAUUAAAUGUUACUUGCUUGUCUUGUUUUCCAUUA
Molecule: messenger RNA, 2869 nt
Organism: Nelumbo nucifera (sacred lotus)
Lineage: Eukaryota; Viridiplantae; Streptophyta; Magnoliopsida; Proteales; Nelumbonaceae
Product: ADP,ATP carrier protein 1, chloroplastic-like
Biological process (GO): nucleotide transport
Cellular component (GO): membrane
Molecular function (GO): ATP:ADP antiporter activity
Source: RefSeq, a predicted model, not a curated record